GUGAUUGGCCUGAAUGCAAUAUUUAUUAUGAAGACACAAAACUUACAAAAUCCAGUCGGCUUUAAUUUCAGAACACAACUUCCUUAUCUGACAGCCUAAACAGGAAUAGAUUUGGAAUUUUUGUUUAAGAUGAUCUUAUCUCAAUGCCUCUGUGUAUAAUCAAACUUUGUAGUUAGCUGGUGAAAAAAAAAAAAAUCAGAAACAGCAAUAUUAUUUCUGUGAUCCCUGACAGUUUUAAAUUUGAUAUAAUCUUGUAGCUGGAGCUACUGUCAAACAUGGGAAAUGCCACACCUUAUUGAUCUCAUUCUAUGACUGUCUAUGUUUGAAUCCGAUACAACAACGUGAUUUCUGUGAUGACAUCCAUGCAUGAUUAUGUAUAUGUUUAUAUACAUUUUUGUCCUGUGUGUCAGUAUGUAUUCAUUAUCCAUGCCUGGCACUUGUGGCUGUUUUGUCUGUGAAUCAGUAUAUAUAUCAUGGCUCCAAUUUCGCUAACCAAGAGUGUUCUAUACGAUACUCUCCUUUUAAAAAAAGGGAAAAUAUCGUAUUGAACAUCCUUGGGUUGCGAAGUUGAUAUGGCUGAUAUGGCUCUGGUAUCUUAGAAUCUUCCUCCUGUUUGUGUGUCUAGGACCGGAACCCAUGGACACGGACCACCGACAUCCUGAACACUACGGAGAUGGUUCCUGGGCCGAUAUAAAUUUAGACGAAAGUGAAGUUUUGUUUUAUGUUGGUGCUAUGGAAAACGACCCAAGUUACAGUCCGUCGCAGUCAGCAGAAGAAAACGAUGACGAUGUUCCAUUUUACGUAGAUGAUGAGGAGGGAGACCCUAGUUAUAGUCCAUCUUCUUCUGAAGUUGAAAAUGAUGACGACAGUUCUUCUGAUGGAGACGAUGGUGAUGACAAUGAUGAUUAUGAUGAUGACAUGUCCUCUAAUGAAGAAAAUGAUGAUGAUGCUGACGACAAGAAAAUAAGGAAAAGUGAAAAGAUGAAAAGUAAAAAAUCCAAUCAUAUGUCAUCUGAUGUGGCAAGUUUAAGUGGGGACAACUUGAAACCUGCUACAAGGAAGAAAAUUUGUCCGCAAGACUGCACUUACGAUGUUACCUAUCCUGACAUCUAUACCAAAACGUAUGUGUACAAAAAGAAUCAAAAUUCAAAGUUUGGACGGAUGUAUGACAAACUUCACGCAUGCAUUUUCUGUGAACGGUUGAUAAGUAAUAUUCAAAGUCACUUGGGAAGAAGACACCGAACAGAAGAUGAAAUUAAGGAUAUCCGUGAUUUAAAGAGAAAAAUAAAAAAGGCUGAUGAGUCUAGUAAGAAAGGUCUCGAGCUCAAAAAGAAGUACCUGCAGAACCUGCUUCGUAAUAGAGGAGACAAUUUACAUAAUAAAAAAGUUUUGGCAGCAAAAGAAGGUGAAAUAUUGAUAAAAAGGAGAAAACGUGAUAAUGCUUUUAAUGUACAGGAUUAUGGUCCGUGUCCGGACUGUGAGGAAUGGAUCGUACUGGAGUAUAUCACGAAGCAUCAAACAUCUUGUCUUGGUAUAAAGUCAAGGUUUACGAAUAAACAUCAGACUAUCUCUCAAAAUAUAUCGGAUCCUGUAGAAACAUGUACGAGUAAAGGUCAAGGUGAAACUCCAAGUAUAACAGAAACACAUGAAACAAGUACUGCGAGUAUGCCAAAAGGUUCAGCAAUAAUUCAGUCACAAAUAAUGAAAGGAAAGAUAGUCGGUGGAUCAAGCAAGCUUAAAAAGGAAGUAUUUCCGUAUAUGCUGUCCGAUGAAAGGACAGAAGCUGCAAAAGAAGAUCGCCUGAUCAAAACACUAGGUGAAGUUUGGCUUAUGAAAAAUAUUGACGAUAUCAAUAAAUCCCAGAGGAUAAAAUUGACUGGUUUCAGGAUGCGUCUAUCUGCAGGAAUUCUACUGCGAGUUAGGAAAGAAACGGGCCUGGAUGGGUCAAUGAGUGAUUUCUUGUGUCCACGCCAUUUUGAUAAAGUAGUGCAGUGUUCUCUUCAAGUCUGCAAAGAUGAGGAACAUGGAAAGCUAAAAAAUCCCAUCACGGCCAUCAAACUGGGAUAUGAUCUGAAUCGGUUAGCAACAGCAAAGCUGGGAUAUGCCAUCAAAGAAAGUAAUGAAGAUGAAAAACGAGAAGCCAGGGAUGUCUUAAAACUGUUGCAGAGUGAAUGGAGCUCUCAAGUUUCAAAACUAACGAGUGGCUCAUCAGAAAGCAAGGAUUUAAAGAAGAAAAAUGAAAUGCCAGAUGCAGAAGACAUCAGAAAACUAGCAUUGUAUCUGGUUCUUCAGCUGAAGAACAUUGAUCUAGAAAACUUAAACCAAGACAUGUUUAGGGAGGCCGUAGUUUUGACACAAGCACGGCUGAUUCUUUAUAACAGAUGCCUUCCAGAGGAGCUGGAAAAACUCAGUGUUGAAGACUAUCAUGGAAGACCUAACAGCAAUGAUACAAGUUUUUCUCUGCGACAUUCGAUGACCAUGUUGGAGGAGCUGCUUCUGAAUUCUCGAGGUUUAGCAGAAAUAGGAGUCAAUACUGACCUCAGAGUAGCACUUGUUAUCCCCGGUGAGGUGAAAGUGAUUCUGGAGAUGAUGGCAGACAAAAAAUGUAGAAAGAAAGCUGGCAUCCAAGACAACAACAAAUAUAUGUUCGCAAGCACAGGUGAAGCAGCUGUGAGUGCUAAUGAAUCUUUAGAGAAUGUGAAACGGAGACCAGAGUUAGACUUGAAACAUCCUGAAUGUAUCCAUGGGAACAACUUCCGGAGACACACUGCUACAAUUACACAGGCUCUGAGUUUGGAUGACGAUGAGGUGAAGUGGGUCUGUAAUCACUUUGGCCAGGCAGAAAUAACACACAGGGAGGAAAACUGGUCGAUUUCGGGAAUUACAAAGAAGAUUGAUAUAGCUAAACUGAUGUUAAUACAGAACCUUGGCAGCAAGUUCAGCAACAGAACGGUGUCUGAAAUCCAAUUUGAUGAGCUGGACGAAGCUGUAGAGAAUAACUUUGAAGUCCAAUUGGAAAACCAGCCUAAACAUCAACCAAGUCAUAGUGAAAUAAUAAGCUGCAACCUUGACGACGAUGAUGGCACAGACAAGAAAUUAGUGUCUCGUAAAUCACCUGCAGGAAAAGUUAUAAGAGUGAGAUGGACAAAAAGUGAAGAGAUGGAGAUCCACAGACACUUCGUGAAGUAUUUCAACGGCGAAAUCAAGAAAAAAUGUCCCAGUCAAAAAGACUGUAGGAAAGCUAUCGCAAUCAGCCAUAAAGAAGGAGGGGCAAUCUAUUUACGGAAAUGGGACGUUCUGAAAAAGAAAGUUUCAAACAUGUUACACAAUGCAGGAUCGGAAUUACAUAACACUGGAUUGAAAUUGAAUAAUGCAGGAUCGGAAUCACGUAAAGCGGGAUCAGAAUUACGUAAUACAGGAACGGAAAACCUUGGAACUCUGAAACAAGAGCCUAUAAAUGAUGUAGGAAAUGCUACAGAAACUGAACCUUCUAAAAUCCAUCCAGGGACAAGUGAUAAAUGUUGCGGCACCAUCUCUGAUGAAGAUGACGAUGGAGAUGAUGAAAUGUUCUUUUGUCAAAAACAAACCAAAAGGAAAGUAGUGUCAUGGACAAAAUUUGAAGAGGAGGAAAUUCACAGAUAUUUUGUUCAGUAUUUCAAUGGCGAAACAAAGAGAAAAUGUCCUAACCAGCAACAGUGUUUGCAGGCUAUAUUGUUCAGCAGGAAAGAAGGAGGAAGAAUCCACCUACGUCAUUGGGAGACUCUGAAAAAGAAAGUAGCCAACAUGUUGAUCCAGUACCAGAGGAAGUCCUGUGUUCUUUGACUGAAGAUAAACUGGCAGAUUGCACUGCGUUGAGAUAAACUGGCAGAUUGCACUGCGUUAAGAUAAACUGGCAGAUUGCACUGCGUUCAGAUAAACUGGCAGAUUGCACUGCGUUAAGAUAAACUGGCAGAUUGCACUGCGUUAAGAUAAACUGGCAGACUGCACUGCGUUAAGAUAAACUGGCAGAUUGCACUGCGUUAAGAUAAACUGGCAGAUUGCACCGCGUUAAGAUAAACUGGCAGAUUGCACUGCGUUAAGAUAAACUGGCAGAUUGCACCGCGUUAAGAUAAACUGGCAGACUGCACUGCGUUAAGAUAAACUGGCAGAUUGCACUGCGUUAAGAUAAACUGGCAGACUGCACUGUGUUUUUCAAGUCGACUCGCACAAAUUUGUCAAUUGUUAAAAAAAUUGUGAACAUUGUCUAUGAAAGAGAAAUGGACAUUGUCUUAGAAAGAAAUGGGACAGAUAAUUUUAUGUCUAUAAGAUAAAAUGUCUUAGAAAGAAAUGGGACAGAUAAUUUUAUGUCUAUAAGAUAAAAUGUCUUAGAAAGAAAUGGGACAGAUAAUUUUAUGUCUAUAAGAUAAAAUGUCUUAGAAAGAAAUGGGACAGAGAAUUUUAUGUCUAUAAGAUAAAAUGUCUUAGAAAGAAAUGGGACAGAGAAUUUUAUGUCUAUAAGAUAAAAUGUCUUAGAAAGAAAUGGGACAGAGAAUUUUAUGUCUAUAAGAUAAAAUGUCUUAGAAAGAAAUGGGACAGAGAAUUUUAUGUCUAUAAGAUAAAAUGUCUUAGAAAGAAAUGGGACAGAGAAUUUUAUGUCUAUAAGAUAAAAUGUCUUAGAAAGAAAUGGGACAGAGAAUUUUAUGUCUAUAAGAUAAAAUGUCUUAGAAAGAAAUGGGACAGAGAAUUUUAUGUCUAUAAGAUAAAAUGUCUUAGAAAGAAAUGGGACAGAGAAUUUUAUGUCUAUAAGAUAAAAUGUCUUAGAAAGAAAUGGGACAGAGAAUUUUAUGUCUAUAAGAUAAAAUGUCUUAGAAAGAAAUGGGACAGAGAAUUUUAUGUCUAUAAGAUAAAAUGUCAAUGGAAGAAAUGGGGCAGAGAAUUUUAUGUCCAUAAGAUAAAAUGUCUUAGAAAGAAAUGGGACAGAUAAUUUUAUGUCUAUAAGAUAAAAUGUCUUAGAAAGAAAUGGGACAGAUAAUUUUAUGUCUAUAAGAUAAAAUGUCUUAGAAAGAAAUGGGACAGAUAAUUUUAUGUCUAUAAGAUAAAAUGUCUUAGAAAGAAAUGGGACAGAUAAUUUUAUGUCUAUAAGAUAAAAUGUCUUAGAAAGAAAUGGGACAGAUAAUUUUAUGUCUAUAAGAUAAAAUGUCUUAGAAAGAAAUGGGACAGAUAAUUUUAUGUCUAUAAGAUAAAAUGUCAAUGGAAGAAAUGGGACAGAGAAUUUUAUGUCUAUAAGAUAAAAUGUCAAUGGAAGAAAUGGGGCAGAUAAUUUUAUGUCUAUAAGAUAAAAUGUCAAUGGAAGAAAUGGGGCAGAGAAUUUUAUGUCUAUAAGAUGAAAUGUCAAUGGAAGAAAUGGGGCAGAGAAUUUUAUGUCUAUAAGAUAAAAUGUCAAUGGAAGAAAUGGGGCAGAUAAUUUUAUGUCCAUAACAUAAAGAUGGCAGCUAUCUAUUUGUCUCUGAAAGAAAGAUGGUCAAUAAUUUUGUCUAUAAAAUAAAUUUGACAAGAUUUUCAUUUGCCUACGAAAGAAAAAAAGUAUUCUAUGACAUAAUGCAAAUGAUAAGAGGUGGCAGAUAUUCUUAUUUCAUAGUGAUUGGCCAAAUUUUGCCUUUGAUAUUGAAUCAAAUCUAUAUUCUUAUGUUUCCAAACAGGAUCAUUAUUUAAUGUGUGGUGCUGAUUUAGUUUUGAAGGUUGAUAAAUGAGUCUGCAUGGGGGUUUUUUCAUGUACAUUCUGACCAGUGGGCAUUUGUUUUGUUAUUAAUUUUGUUAUUCUAGUUGAUUUACUGUUCUUUGAUCUAAUUAAAAGGUUACCUUAUUAGAUUUCUUUUUGUACACGGUAGGUUGUAAUUGCUAUUUUUACCUCUCAAACUAUGGUAUUAUGAGUUAUUAUUUACUUCAAUUGAAAACAGGGAUCAAGAAUAUCUAAAGAACCAUCAAAGUUCAGUGGAAUAUUUAGAUUUCAUUUUCAAUAAUUAUAGAUUCAUGAAUAAAAUUGUCUAAUAUGAUAAAAAAAUAAUCUCAAGUAACUGCCUUUAUUACUUCUACUGUGAAAAUUGAGACAUUUCCUAAACAAAUUGUCAAAAUAAAAAAAAAGUUGAUAUGAUCAUUCACCUUAAUAGAACCUCAGAUUUAGGUCAGAGUGCAAUUUUAGAUGUCAUUUGCUAAUAGGUUAUGGUCCUAAUGAACAAAUA
This is a messenger RNA of Pecten maximus, 6218 nucleotides long. RefSeq lists its product as uncharacterized. The record is from RefSeq and is a predicted model, not a curated record. The coding region runs from base 637 to 3822 and encodes 1061 amino acids. NCBI's taxonomy places the organism in Eukaryota, Metazoa, Mollusca, Bivalvia, Pectinida, Pectinidae. The transcript has 11 exons.